AUGAGCCGUGAAGAGAGCCCGAAGCGGCGGAAGAUAGACUCCGAUAGGUUCGCACCCUCGUCACCAAAGAGCUACACCGGCCCUGGCCCUAGACACAUUUUCAAGCGGCGCGACAGACCCCCAGUGAACGACGACGAUGACGGCCAGGAACGGCCCAGCAGGGGACGAAAUAGCUCAUCAACUCCCCACCAGCACGCAUUUGAUGGCCCCGAAGCAUUCGUGAACGAUGAUGAUGCUAUGGCCCUGGACCGAGACUGGUACAUGGGUGAUGAAUCCGGACACACCUUCGGAGAUGAGACGCAUAACCCCUUUGGCGCCCCAGAAAGUGCUUGGGCAGAUCAGAUUCGCGAGGCAGCAUUGUCAGAGAAGAAGAACAGUCGCCGCUUCAAUGCCCGUGCUGUACAAAAACAAAAGGAUGUGGAUGCGUGGGAGACAAAUCGCAUGCUAACCUCGGGCGUUGCCCAGAGGAGGGACUAUGACGCUGAUUUUGAAGACGACGACGACUCGACGAGAGUACACUUGCUUGUCCAUGAUCUCCGUCCUCCCUUUUUAGAUGGCCGUACAGUCUUCACGAAGCAGCUUGAACCUGUUCCGGCCGUACGAGACCCGCAGAGUGACAUGGCUGUUUUUAGCCGUAAAGGAAGUAAAGUUGUACAGGAAAGGAGGCAGCGCAAGGAACGCCAGAAGCAAGCUCAAGACGCAACGAAUGCUGCCGGGACGACUUUGGGAAAUAUCAUGGGAGUUAAAGAGGAUGAGGGUGAUAGCGCAGCCGCAAUUCCAGGGGAAGAAGAUCAAAAGGCGGGCAACAACAGCAAAUUUGCGUCGCAUUUGAAAAAGUCGGAGGGAUCCAGUGCCUUUAGCAGGAGCAAGACCUUACGGGAACAGAGAGAAUAUCUCCCUGCAUUUGCCGUUAGAGAGGAACUCCUACGAGUGAUAAGGGAUAACCAAGUCGUUAUUGUUGUUGGCCAGACCGGCUCUGGAAAGACUACCCAGUUGACUCAAUUUCUUUAUGAGGAUGGUUAUGGGGAGCUUGGCUUGAUAGGCUGUACGCAGCCACGCCGCGUUGCUGCAAUGAGUGUCGCCAAACGAGUCAGCGAAGAGAUGGAAGUCAAAUUAGGAGGGCUUGUGGGCUAUGCUAUACGUUUUGAAGACUGUACGAGCAGCGAAACGGUGAUCAAAUAUAUGACGGAUGGAGUUCUCUUACGAGAGUCCUUGGUCCAACCCGAUCUUGACAAAUAUUCUUGUAUUAUUAUGGACGAGGCUCAUGAAAGAGCUUUGAAUACAGAUGUUUUGAUGGGCUUGAUCAAGAAAGUUCUUGCAAGAAGAAGGGACCUUAAGCUUAUCGUGACAUCUGCUACAAUGAACUCUGACCGAUUUUCGAAAUUCUAUGGAGGAGCUCCAGAGUUUAUAAUUCCUGGACGUACUUUUCCUGUUGAUAUACAAUACUCUCGUUCUCCGUGCGAAGACUACGUUGAUAGCGCUGUCAAGCAAGUGUUGGCCAUCCACGUUUCCCAGGGACCGGGUGAUAUCCUAGUUUUCAUGACGGGGCAGGAAGAUAUUGAGGCUACUUGCGAAUUGAUACACGAGAGGUUGGCUCUUCUAAAUGACCCACCGAAGAUUAGUGUAUUGCCCAUAUACAGCCAAAUGCCGGCAGAUUUACAAGCCAAAAUCUUCGACAAGGCUCCUCCAGGAGUCAGGAAAGUCAUCGUUGCUACCAAUAUUGCCGAGACCAGUUUGACGGUCGAUGGCAUUAUGUAUGUGGUAGAUGCAGGGUUUUCAAAGUUAAAAGUGUACAAUCCGCGAAUGGGUAUGGACACACUCCAAAUCACCCCGAUUUCACAGGCCAAUGCUUCCCAGAGAGCUGGCCGAGCUGGCCGAACUGGGCCUGGGAAAGCAUAUCAUUUGUAUACUGAGCUUGCAUUCAAGAAUGAGUUUUAUAUACAAACAAUCCCGGAAAUUCAACGGACAAACCUUGCCAACACGGUACUCCUGCUCAAAUCACUAGGAAUCAAGGACCUGCUGGAUUUCGAUUUUAUGGACCCUCCCCCUCAAGAUACAAUCACAACCUCACUAUUUGACCUUUGGGCUCUCGGGGCAAUCGAUAAUUUGGGGGAUUUAACUGCCAUCGGCCGCCGAAUGAGCGCAUUCCCAAUGGACCCGUCACUUGCGAAACUCCUAAUUACUUCAUCAGAGCUGUAUGAUUGCAGCGAAGAAAUGCUCACAAUCGUAUCCAUGCUCUCCGUACCCAGCGUAUUUUACCGUCCAAAGGAACGACAAGAAGAGUCCGAUGCAGCUAGAGAAAAAUUCUUCGUGCCAGAGUCAGACCAUCUUACUCUUCUUCAUGUCUACACACAAUGGAAAGCAAACGGCUAUUCAGAUGGGUGGUGUGUGCGCCACUUUCUCCAUCCCAAGGCUCUUCGGCGAGCCAAGGAGAUCCGUGAACAGUUACAUGAUAUAAUGAAAAUGCAGAAAAUGCAAUUGACAAGCUGUGGUACGGAUUGGGAUAUCAUUCGAAAAUGCAUUUGUUCCGGCUACUACCAUCAAGCUGGCCGGGUCAAGGGUAUUGGGGAGUAUAUUAAUUUGCGGACGAGUGUAACUGUGCAGCUACAUCCCACCAGCUCCUUAUACGGUCUUGGUUUCCUACCUGACUAUGUGGUGUAUCAUGAAUUGAUAUUAACCAGCAAAGAAUACAUGUCUACUGUUACUGCAGUUGAUCCCCAUUGGCUUGCCGAUCUCGGUGGUGUUUUCUAUUCAAUUAAAGAAAAAGGCUACUCUGCUCGCGAACGCCGCGUUACAGAGCGUGAGUUCAAUAGGAAAAUGGAAAUAGAAACACAAAUGGCUGCAGAUCGUCAGAGAGCUGCGGAACUUGCUGCCCGUGAAGCUGAGAAAGAGUCAGCUAAAAAGAGACAGGAAAUACAAACUGCAGUGAGAAGACCGACUGCUACGCCAGGGAUAAGGAGGGCUACUGGUGGCUUAGUCACAAGUGGUAGUGUGGUCAAGAGGCCGCCAUCCAAAAGAGUGGGAAGGGGAUUUUGA
This is a messenger RNA of Trichophyton benhamiae CBS 112371, 3036 nucleotides long. RefSeq lists its product as uncharacterized. Gene Ontology annotation, molecular function: RNA binding; ATP binding. The transcript has 3 exons. Gene Ontology annotation, cellular component: spliceosomal complex; intracellular anatomical structure. The coding region runs from base 1 to 3036 and encodes 1011 amino acids. NCBI's taxonomy places the organism in Eukaryota, Fungi, Ascomycota, Eurotiomycetes, Onygenales, Arthrodermataceae. The record is from RefSeq and is a predicted model, not a curated record. Gene Ontology annotation, biological process: mRNA splicing, via spliceosome.